AUGGAUCUCCUGCAGAUCGGACGCUGGAUUUCUGCACAAUGGACUCGUUCUGGUUUCUACCUCACCUCCGCCGUUUUCUUGGGCCAAGCGGGCCGCAUAGUCUUUGGUUGUUGCAUGGAGUUCAAUGUGUUGCCAAAAGGGUUGGCAAAACGACAUGAAAUCAUACAUCACCCUGACAGAGUCUUCCCUUGUGUCGCUCAUGUGGCGCAUGUGCGCUGCUCUUUGACCCGCAAAGAAGCUGCGAUGCUGAAGAUAUUACACAUUUCUGGCGAGCAGCUGGCGGAGCUUGGAGAGGAGGAACUGAAUCCAAUCCUACAGAGCGAGAAACCCGUGAGGGAGCUGAAGCAAUUCUUGGCACCUCAACUUGGAGUCACCAAGUUUCGGCUGAGACUUGUACAUGAUGAGCGGGGUGAGUUGCCAGAUGAUGACCGCUUGCCCGAUCGUCCGAAGAGUCUGCAGUUGGUGGUUCUGGACUUGCAGUCUGAGGAUGAGGGCACCAACAAUACGUUCUUGACGGCAUGCCAAGAGAAUCUCCUGACUGAAGUCGAACGGAUGCUUCAUUCUCCAAUAGAUCCUAGUGUGACAGGUCCGGGUGAAGUAGCUGGUUUGCAUUUGGCAUCUCUCAAUGGCCACUUGAAAGUGGUGCAGAGUUUGCUGGAAGCUGGCGCCAAUGUCAAUGCUAUCCGCUUCGAUGGUGCAGGCCCUUUGCAACUUGCAGCCCACAAUGGUCACUUGGCAGUGGUGCAGAGCUUGGUAGAAGCCUGCGCCAAAUUGAAUGUAGGCCGGCAGGAUGGCGCAACUGCUUUGCUCUUUGCAGCACACAAUGGCCACUUGGAAGUGGUGCAGUGCUUGAUUCAAGCAGGUGCUGACCUAAAUAAACCCCGCCAUGAUGACUCAACAGCUUUGCUUUUGGCAGCGCACUAUGGCUACUUGGAUGUGGUGAUCGCGUUGAUCGAGGCUGGCUGUGAGGUAAAUGCUAAAACAAACCAUGGUGCAACGGCAUUGAUUUCCGCAGCGCAGAGUGGCCAUGCGAAGGUGGUGCAAACUUUGCUUGAGGCUGGUGGCAAAAUGGAUGAAGCAGCUGAAAAUGGUGCAACUGCUUUGAUUUUGGCAGCUGAGAAAGGUCACUUACAAGUGGUGCAGACUUUGCUAAAAGCAGGCGCUAGAAUGGAUUCUUCGCCACAAGACAGCGGCUCGGCUUUGCAUAUGGCAGCUCAGAACGGCCACUUAGUAGUGGUGCAAACUUUGCUGAAAGCUGGUGCUGCUGUCAAUGCUCCGGGCUUUGGUGGUGCAUCUGCUUUGCUUUUGGCUUCUCAGAACGGGCACUUGAACGUGGUGCAGACUUUGCUGGAAGCUGGCGCUGUGGUGCAGACUGUGGGACCCGGACCCUCCGCUUUGCGCUCGGCCGCUCAAAAUGGCCACGCCAAGGUGGUGCAAGCUUUGCUGGACGCGGGCGCGGACAUCAAUGCCGUGGGGCCUCGGGGCGCUUCAGCCCUGCUUUUGGCUGCACAGAAUGGCAAGUUAGAAGUGGUACAAACGAUGCUGAAGGCUCGCGCUGACCAGGAGUUGAAGGCCAUCGAUGGUGCCACGCCUUUGCGGGUGGCGGCUCAGAAUCGGCAGGUGGACGUGAUGCGGUGCCUGAUCGAAGCUCGGGCUGAUGUGGAUCCUGGGAAACUCGAUGGCCCAGCUGCCAUGCUCUUGGCCGCGGUGAGUUCGGUGGUGAACGAAGCUCGGAACGAAGCCGCAUGA
Molecule: messenger RNA, 1749 nt
Organism: Durusdinium trenchii
Lineage: Eukaryota; Dinophyceae; Suessiales; Symbiodiniaceae
Source: the annotation of a GenBank genome assembly